UCCGUAAAAUUUCAUUAUCUAGUGUAACAUCCAUACCCAGAGCUCGUAUAUAUGUAUACAUAUAUAUAUACAUACAUAAAUAUAUAAGUACCUGUAAAAAAGAAAAAAAACAUCUUACUCCCGCCUAUAACCUCCUCCAAUCCUCAACUUUGACGCUACUACAGGACACCCUUCCUCCUCCACUCUAAAACUCAGACUUGUCUUCUCUCUUUCCUUUACCUCUACUCCCCCCCUCAUAUAAGAAUCAGUGCAUGCCGAGUACGGGAACCAGUGCUAAACGGAUUGUGAUUCUGUGCAGACUAUUUUUGUUUGUGAAUUACCUGUCAAAUGACAGUUUAUAUAAAUAUAUUUUUUAUACUUUAAUAAUUAUUAGUGGUUGUGAUUGCUAUAAAAUGUCUGUUACGGAUACGGUGGAAGUAGACAAUUUUAAAAUAAUGGAGGCUAUUAUGAAGCGCGAUCAAAGGACUACGAGUCAUCGUGUUUUUAAUAAUUAUAAUAAUAAUAAUAUUAAUAAUUAUUAUUUUUAUGCUCUUGAUAAUUUACAUAGGACGUUUUGUAGAAAAUUUACACGAGUGUAUUUAUCUAAUCAAAGAAAUAUUUGUAGUAAUAGUAAUAAUAGUAAUAAUGUGGUAAAUAAUAAUAAUAAUAGUAAAAUUGAAAUUGGAAACAGUGUUGAUUGUGAUCCUAUUAGACAUAAUUUUAAUUGGAGAUUUAAAAAAAUAAUACGUCCUACCACGUGGUUAAAAUUUAUUUGUCUAUUGCUAGGGCUAGCAGGCCUACUGAUACUAUUUUUGAUAAUAUCAGUACAGGGUAAACCAACACCAUCAAUGGCUCUUCAUAAUCAACUUACAUCACCUCCUAAAUGGAUAAAUCCCUGUGGUGAGGCAGCUGAAAAUUCGGAUGGAUCGAUUUACAUGGAGCAAAUGAAGGACGAACAGUUACUAGCUACUGUUGUAUUACAAGCUAAAACUGCACUUGACCAUGCGCAACUUUUUUGUGAUCAAUAUGUCAAAGCAUCGUUCAGCUCGAGUAUGAAUUCAAUGCACUCGUCGUGGAAACAUUAUCGCUAUGAUUGGCUACCUGGUUUCGAGGAGAUACCCAAGCAGCUUGGCGAGAAAUUGUCUAAAGAAUAUUUAAACAAGCUUGAGGUGCGGAUGAUUGAUGAUGCAUUGUUAAAUACAUAUGAGUACAUGCAAAAAUUUGCAGUUGGCUUAGAGCAAAUAGCUUUUGAUCAGAAAAAUAACCAACUGGCCUUCCAGACACAGUUUGAAGAAACUGAACAUAAACUUCGUUCUGUUUUAUGUGAACUCCAAGUUGCAAUGAUGGAACGAGGAGUAAAUCAGCGUCCUGACGUAACACGUGACACAAUGUCUGAUGAAUUCCGUGCAAUGUCUUCAUCAGAUACUUACCGAAAUUUACGUGACUGGUUAAUUUUCCGUGACUAUAUGAAUGCAUUAGAAUACAUCGUACAAGUAUUCGAUCAUCUUAAAAAUAAUCUUGAGUCUUCUUGAGGAUGGCAAGGCGGAGUAAGUCGGCGUAAUAGAACAAGACGACGAUUUAUUCGUUACAACCAUUACAACAACAACAACGAGAACAGAAACAAGAACAUCAACAAUAAUAAUAAACGAGUAUUGAAUAUAAAUCGUCAAAUUGUAUUAUCACCAUUGUGAUUUUAUAUUUUUCUUACAUAUCAUUUUGCUUAAGCGAUAGUACUUAUUUUCGAUAAUAAAAAAAAUUUAUAAAUUUAAAAAAUUAAAUUAUAUGUAUUUUUAUUAAUCGAUUUUAAAAGUAAGAAAAAUAAUAAUUAUUAUUUUAAAAUUAAUAAUCGCCGACAUUCACCGCCGUAUGUUCAAUAAAUAUAUUAAUAUAAUUUAUUUAAUAAAUUAAUAGUAAUAUUUAUAAUUUUAAUUUAACACUCGCUUAUUACUGCACAUAUUUAAUAAUUAAAAAAAAAAUUUAAUCCAAAGAUUGAAUUAAAUUUUCCGAUGUAAAUAAAUCACCGCUAAGAUUGACAAAAAAAAUGUAUGUGCAUAAAAUACGAAAUGUACGAUUCUGCAAUUAAAUUGUAUAUUUUAUUUAAUUAACUAUUAUUUAGUGUAACUUUUUUUUUAGAUGAAAAUAUGUAAUUUUUAUAAUUAUUUAUAUAAACAUGUACAGUAUUUACUAGAUAAAAAAUAAUUGUCAAGUAACACGGAUAUUAAUUUUUGAUAAUAUUUAUUGAGUAACUUUUAAAUAAAUAAAUAAUUGAAUAAAUAAACCAAUUAUUAUUUUUAAUUUCGCAUGAUUAUUUAUUAUUACAGAUUUAUUUAUUUUUGUAAAAAGCUUUACAUACUCCGUGAUAAAAAGAAACAUCGAAUAUUUAUUGUAAUUACAUAAAAUUCUAUUUCCCUUUCGAUUAAAAAAAUAUAAAUUAAUUUAAUUGGAACUCAAUGACACUGCAGCAAUUUUUUUUUCGAAAAUUUGUAAUUUAAUUUUGAACUGACUACCUCUUAACAGUCAUGCUUGUUAUUUUUUUGACAUUAAUUUGAUAGGCGACUGUGGUUACGCACAACAAAAAAAUUUUUUUUUUUUCUUUUAUUGGAGUAGUGUCAUGAUUUACAUAUUUAUUUUAUAGAUAAAAAUGCUUGUAAUCGAGUUAGAUCAUUCCAUAAAAAAAUUUUAAUUUAUAAAAAUAUAUAUGUAUAAUUAUUGUUUAUUUUUAAAAAAAUAUCCAUUGUAUAAUAUUAAA
Microplitis demolitor is the source of this 2728-nucleotide messenger RNA. RefSeq lists its product as uncharacterized. The transcript is spliced from 5 exons. Lineage: Eukaryota; Metazoa; Arthropoda; Insecta; Hymenoptera; Braconidae. The record is from RefSeq and is a predicted model, not a curated record. Bases 252 to 1511 code for a protein of 419 amino acids.